Molecule: messenger RNA, 3307 nt
Organism: Schistosoma curassoni
Lineage: Eukaryota; Metazoa; Platyhelminthes; Trematoda; Strigeidida; Schistosomatidae
Source: the annotation of a GenBank genome assembly
GUUAAACGAAAAUGGCUACGCAGGUUACUACCAAAUAAAUUUAAAACUGGACUUUGAAUCAUUCAACUUUAACGUGUCCUUUGUCAGGGUUAUUGGUGUUAACGUUUUCGAAUGGAUUUCCCGGAGCGGGUUGAUUGUGUUAUUGAUGGUACAGGCUUAAGUGAAUCUCUGAUUUCUGCAAGUUUAUCAAUAUUGGGGAAACAAAUUCUUCAUAUCGAUAGAAAUGGUUAUUAUGGUGGAGUCCUUGCAUCUUUACGAUUCCCUGAAUUCGAAAAACUUCUCAGUCAAAUUGAACCUGACUGCCCCAAAAGUCUUCCAAUCAUUAAAGAUAAUUGUUUAGAUCUCAGUGAGAUUGAGUCUCCUUUGGUCACUCACAGGUCAUCAGAAUGGUUUCUAGGCUGUGACGACAGUUUCGAUUCCUAUGAUGAUAAUGAUGCUGAAAAUUACAGUAGUGUGAGCAGAAAAGUUAUUAAUGAUUCACCAAGCACAAUGGCAUUGCCUAGUGAUAUCACUGUUCACGAUCAUAUUAGCACUGAGAUUUCUAGUGUGGUUCGCGAGCUUGGAGAAGAACAAGAGAAAUCCAACGGGGAUGGACAUGAAAACGUUACAGUAACCGAGCAAAAAUCUGAUGACGCUGAUAAGAUUGUCCAGAGCCAAAAAUUAUGGUCUCGGUCUAAACUACGAAACGCUGUGCGCCUACAUGAUAUAGACAUAGUACCAAAGAUAAUUUAUUCGCACAGUCCUGUAGUAACUGCGCUUCAACGUGCUGAUGUAACAAGAUAUUUAGAAUUUCGUUUUGUAUCACGCCUGUUAGCUUAUAUUGGUAAUAAUCAGUGCACACAACAGUCUGGAACAGUCUCAAACAAUGCUGAUAACCAACCUUCCUCAACAAAUUUUACGGGUCAUGUAGUCAAAAUUCCCGUCUGUCGUUCUGACGUGUUUAAAACACGUUUAUUAAGUUUACAUCAAAAAAGAUCGUUAGGUGCAUUUUUCGAAUGGUGUUUUCAUUUAAUCAUUAAUGAUACUCAACUCAGUACAACACAUUCUAAAAAAGAUGAAGAUUAUUGUGCAUACGAAGAUCGACCUUUUCAAGACUUAUUAACUGAAAAACGUAAACUUGAUAAAUUUACUCAACAAUUAUUAAUAACUAAUCUAUCAUUCAGUAAUCAACAGAUUAAAACUAAAGAGGCCAUUUUUAGAAUUCGACGAUUGUUAUUCUCUAUGGGUCGAUUCGGACCAUAUCCAAUUUUGUGGCCAAUGUAUGGUAGUGGAGAUUUAACUCAAGGAUACUGUCGAAUGUCAGCUGUUUUCGGUACGACAUUUUGCCUUGGUUGUAAAGUAGAAAAAAUUGAAUACAUAAAGUCAGAGGUAGAUGCAGUAAUUCGAUCUGUUGAGAAUUUGACCACCAAUAUGAAAGAUGAACAGAUAACGACAGGAGCUGACCCUUCAUCAUCGUCGUCAAUACCAAAGAAUAAUACUGAUGAUGAAUUCAUUGUUUAUUUAUCUAAUGGUAAAAAAAUAAAAACAAAAUGUGUUAUUUUAUGUCCAGAAUGUUUACCAUAUUCUUGGAUUAGUGAUUUUAUUAAUCAUUGGUGUGCCCGAGCUGUACUCAUUACAGACUCUUCUCUUUUACCCGAUGACUGUAAAUCGAGUGAUAUUUCAAUACUUGCAUAUUCAUUUGAUGCAAACAAUCAACAAAAUGAUUUAUGCCUUGAUCCUGUUAUCAUAAUUGAAUGUCAAGUUGAAAAAAAUAAAUUCUGUAAAGAUAAUUUAUUUGUCGUACAUCUAUGUGCAAUCAUUAAACAACCGUAUGAUCCAAAGAAAAUUUUCCAACCUCUUUUAAAUUGUUUAUUUACACAAUAUGAUGAUAAUACCGUGCAUCCUUCAUCGGUCAAUCAAGGUCAUUGUAAACGACCUAGAAUGCUAUGGGCUGGUUAUUUUUGUGUACCGGACUUAUCAUCUAUUCCAAAUAAUUUCUCUACACUUGGAAAAUCUGAAACAAUAAUGAAUUCUAAUAUUUUUAUCACUGCUGGACCAGAUGCUACUCCAGACUUGGAUUCAAUUAUACCUAAUGCAGAAGAGUUAUUCCGUAAAAUAAUUUCUAUUCUAGGCUUGCCAAACAAUUCACAAAAUUUAGCAUCAACAACGACUGGAACAAACAAUGAUGACAGUACAUCUCAGACUAGUAGAUCAUCUAUGUAUACUACAAUUGAUGCGGUUUGGGAUGGUCAAUUUCCACCUAAAGCACCUCGACCAGAAGAUAUUAUUGUGGUAGAUGAAUCAGUGAAUCCACCACCAGUAGUGACAAUAGAAGUUCCUCAAGAAGAUCAGAAUUGUAGGUGACAUUGAUUCUGUUAGUAUUUUUGUCAAUUAUUAUUCUAUAAACUGUUUGGAAAUAUCUAAACGAUAAUAUUUAUGUUGAGUGAUGGCUUAAUCGUCAAAGUGUUCAACUUUCACUAAUUCCCAACUUUGAACCCUGUCCCAUCUACUUGGGCUUAAGCAACCGCAUACUAUAAUUAGCCUUGACACUUGAAAUAUGGCUUACAUUCAAGUAUCUGAACUUAUUCCUCCCUUUUCUCGAUUGUUGAAAUUGAUCCAAACAUCAGUUAAGGAAGGAGAGACACAAGGAAAAUUCAUAUCAAUUUGAUGGAAAAAAUCUAAAAUUUUCCUUCAUAACUUUGACAAAUAACGGCAUUAAUGAUAAUAAUUUCUGUUUGAGUUGACUUACAUGAUUGAUACUUCAUUCUCUAUCUCUCCCUCUGUGUGUGUGUGUGUGUGUAUAAUGUCUUCGCUUUUCGCUUACUCUUUAACUUUCUCGUGUCUUCCUGUUGUCUAUGGGUUGUUGAUUUCUGUUUUAUUUUGAAAAAAAAAUUAUACACAUUUUCACUUCUGUGUUGAGAGAAGUGAAGAAUAUCAUCAAAGCAAUGGGAAGGUCACUUUUCAUUUUUUGUUUGUUUUUCUUUUCUUUCCUGUUUACAUCACAUCUUUUUUUGUAAGGCGGAGGGCGAACACUUUCUUAUUGUUAAUGAAAUGAAUGAUAUGAUCUAACUUAAUAGUUUAUUUUGUGUUUUUUUCUCAAAGAAAUAUUCUAUUUUUGAGGUUGAUAGUUGCAUCUUGUUCUGUUUUCGUUUAUUUCCAUCGAUGGAUAUGUAUUCCGAUGGCAUUGUUUAUAUGUGAAAUAUUGUCGCACGUUUUCUGGUGUAUAAAACUAGUUUAUUGAUGUCAACGGUCGACAAGUCACUGAAUGCGUAUGGAAGUAACUAGUUAUUUAGAUCAUAGCGGUCGUUAUUUAAGUAGAGAAAGAAUU